GAUUUAAAUCUAAUUUAACUUCCAGAUUCUCCUUGGAGUCCCAGCAUUAAUGUUCCCUCUGACCUGAAGGAGCAUCAGUCUGUCACUGUAACCUGCUCAGCUUUCACUCCCUGUCCACACUCACCUCCUGAACUCACCUGGAAUCUCCAACAAGACUCUCUCAGACAAACAGAGAAAAACACAGAUGGAACCUUUACAACUAAAAUCCAGGAGAACAUCACUCUGUCAGACACACAUGAUGGAUACAACAUCAGAUGUUCUGCCAGAUAUCCUGUGAUUGGAGGAAACAAGACAGCAGAGACAGAAGUGACUCUCAGUGUUUCAUAUGCUCCUAGAAACACCUCAGCAUCCAUCAGUCCAUCAGGUUUGGUGUCAGCAGGUAGCUGGGUGGAGCUGAGCUGCUCCAGCAGAGCCAAACCUCCACCCAGAUUCACCUGGUUCAGGAACAGCAGAGAUGGAGACAUGAAUGUGUCUGUUGGCCAGAUUUUCAGCUUCAAUGUUACUGAGGGAGGAGAGUUUCACUGUGUGGCUACAAAUCAUCUGGGUAAUGAUUCAUCAUCAAGGAUCUGUGUCACUACUGAAGAUUCUCCUUGGAGUCCCAGCAUUAAUGUUCCCUCUGACCUGAAGGAGCAUCAGUCUGUCACUGUAACCUGCUCAGCUUUCACUCCCUGUCCACACUCACCUCCUGAACUCACCUGGAAUCUCCAACAAGACUCUCUCAGACAAACAGAGAAAAACACAGAUGGAACCUUUACAACUAAAAUCCAGGAGAACAUCACUCUGUCAGACACACAUGAUGGAUACAACAUCAGCUGUUCUGCCAGAUAUCCUGUGAUUGGAGGAAACAAGACAGCAGAGACAGAAGUGACUCUCAGUGUUUCAUAUGCUCCUAAACACACCUCAGCAUCCAUCAGACCAUCAGUAGGUAGCAGGGUGGAGCUGAGCUGCUCCAGCAGAGCCAAACCUCCUGUCAACGGCUUCACCUGGUUUAAGAACAGUUCAGAAGGAGCCAUUAAGUUAUCUGUGGGCCAGGUUCAUAGUUUCAAUGCCAUUGAGGGAGGUGAAUAUUAUUGUAUGGCCAUGAAUGAUCUGGGAAAUCAAACAUCUCCAGUGAUCCAUGUUUCUGUCAUUGGUUUGCCGAUUAACCCUCUUUACUGGGGAAUCAUUCCAGCAGGAUGUAUAGUGUUCAUCUGUCUGUUUGCUGGUUUUUGGUACUUUAACUCCAAAUACCGAGCUCCCAAACAGACUCAGAGUCAAAUCAGCGAUGUCCAAAUGUCAGCCACUAAACCAGAGGAACAGCUGCAUUAUGGAGAAAUAACGUUUAGCAGAAAGACGCCUGAAACUUCCUCCAGAUUGGUGCAGCACAACGAACAGACUGUGUACGCGGAGGUGAAAUUGUCACAGCGAGAAAGCAGCUCUAAGCAGACUCCUGGGAACCCCGAGGAUGUUUGCUGCGAAGAAAAAAAAGAAUAACCUCUGUUGUGUGACGGCAGACAUCUAAAGUUUUGUCUGUGUAAGGGGAAAGGCUAUGAUAAAGAUGGAGAGUCUGCACCUCAAGACCUUGUCACCCUCCAAUGCGCGUGCUUCUGUCAGUUAUUAGGGAUGAACAACAUGGCUACCAAGAAAAAGUUGUUCAUCGCUUAAAGAUGAACAUACGUACGGAAACACAACUUUUAAUUUGUUCAGUUUAUAGUUAGCUGGUGCUACAUGUAAUAAUGUGGUGCUCUUCCAUCACAGAUGCUUCUGCUGAUGCCUGGAGCGGCCAUGUUGAUUUGUGAAUUUACAGUUACAAGUUGCAUCCCUCUGUCCCAGUGUGAAGUCCGACUUCGGGGGUCAUUCAAGUUGAUUUUUCCAAACGGGAAGUCAGAACGUCCGAGUUCCAACUGCAAAUGGAGCGCACCAAAUUCCUCAGCUUUAACAUUUGUGGAAAAAUAGAACAGUUUUUAGACUGUAAGCCAUGGAUCAUAAAAAUUUCAGAACCAUAUCAUUGCUGGUACUUCCUAAUAUGUAAAACAUGCAGACUAUUAGAGUUUGUACUUUCAUUUUGUUUUCUUACUUUAUUUUUUAUUUUUUUCACUUGGACCGUAACAAUAUAACAAAAUGUAUUAUGUGACUGAUAGAUUGUAGGUGAGUUGGCGUGUCAGGCGAUGGCUAGACUUCCCAUUUCUGCAGUGACUAGUGAUUAUUCACAAUUUGGAGUCAAAUUGUGCUACUGUAAAAGACAAUGCAUUAGUUCUCUGCAAUAUAAACAAGCUAUUAUGUGGACAAUGUUGCUAAUAUUUUUUGUUGUACCAGGAAGGGUUGCCUUCCCUUUUCUGAGGUUCAGUGAAAGGCAGAUGAUUUUAAAACUCAGUAAACGCACAAAUUAGGAAGUAAAGUUGUUGUUUUGUUUUUGUUUUGUUUCUGAAUCUCAGAAAAUGAUUGUUUUCUAUACAGUCACCUGCUGCCAGUAAAAUAAAGAGCACAUUUUUUCAGGAAUCGAAAUGUAUAAAUAAAUAGACCCCACAUGUUUCAGCAAAUUUUCCCUUCAUCACAGAAGUGACGACGCUUGUAAAAUAACAUGCUUAAUAACAUGCUCUAGCAUUUACUGGGCAAAUAUGCCAAUGUGUGUUUUUUAAUCAAAGCUGGUUGGAAAAUAUAACUUCUGUAAUCUUUAAAAAAAAAUGUUUGCCUCAUAAAUAAGCUGUGAGAAUUAUUCUUCAAUUGUUCUUUUUAACUUUUCCUUGACUUACGGGACAUGUUAAAUGCCUAUUUGAUCAAAUAAAUACUCUGCACUUUACAGUUCGUUAAAAAAAUAUGCAAGCAUCUGUCAGAAUUAGGUGAUUAUUAUUGCUUCUCUGCAAAUUCUGACCAAUAAAAAAAGUAGCUAAUA
This is a messenger RNA of Poecilia latipinna (sailfin molly), 2872 nucleotides long. RefSeq names its product B-cell receptor CD22-like. The transcript has 7 exons. Lineage: Eukaryota; Metazoa; Chordata; Actinopteri; Cyprinodontiformes; Poeciliidae. The record is from RefSeq and is a predicted model, not a curated record. The coding region runs from base 463 to 1473 and encodes 336 amino acids.